AUGCCCAAAGGCAAUCACUCUAGAUUGACUGAGUUCAUCCUCUCUGGGUUAACAGACAACCCAGAGCUGCAGCUGCCCCUGUUCCUCCUCUUCCUUGGAAUCUACCUGUUUACAGUGCUGGGGAACCUGGGCAUGAUCAUCCUGAUCCUGCUCAGCUCCCACCUGCACACCCCCAUGUACUUCUUCCUCAGCAGUCUGUUCUUCAUUGACCUCUGUUAUUCCACCGUUGUUAUCCCAAAAAUGCUGGUGAACUUUGUGACAAUAAAGAAUGUCAUUUCCUACCCUGAAUGCAUGACUCAGCUCUAUUUCUUUGUAGUCUUUGUUAUAUCUGAGUGUCACAUGUUGUCUGCAAUGGCAUAUUAUUGCUAUGUUGCCAUCUGUAACCCCUUGAUGUAUAAUGUCACUAUGUCUUACCAAGUCUCUUCCUGGAUGGUAGGUGCGGUGUAUGGUAUGGGCUUCAUUGAAGCCACAGUUCACACUGUUUGCAUGUUAAGAGUGCUUUUCUGCAAGGCUAAUGUAGUAAACCAUUUCCUCUGUGAUCUUCUACCAUUGCUACAACUUUCCUGCUCCAGUAUAUUUGUCAAUGAGGUAGUGAUUCUGUGUCUCAGUUCUUUUAGUUUCUGUGUUCCAAACUGCCUGACCAUCUUGAGCUCUUAUAGUUUUAUCAUUGCCAGUAUCAUCCACAUAAAGUCCACUGAGAACAGAUUCAAAGCCUUAAGCACCUGCAGCUCCCAUAUCUUUGCAGUGGCUGUCUUCUUUGGUUCUCUGGGAUUCAUGAACUUUCAGCCAUCAUCUGUCAGCUCCAAAGAUCAAGGGAAAGUGUCCUCUGUUUUUUAUAGUACUGUGGUGCCCAUGCUGAACCCACUAAUUUACAGCCUGAGGAACAAGGAUGUCAAACUUGCUCUAAAUAAGUUGCUUCUAAAGAAGACAUUUCAGAUGUAA
Molecule: messenger RNA, 942 nt
Organism: Onychomys torridus (southern grasshopper mouse)
Lineage: Eukaryota; Metazoa; Chordata; Mammalia; Rodentia; Cricetidae
Product: olfactory receptor 150-like
Biological process (GO): G protein-coupled receptor signaling pathway; sensory perception of smell
Cellular component (GO): membrane
Molecular function (GO): odorant binding; G protein-coupled receptor activity; olfactory receptor activity
Source: RefSeq, a predicted model, not a curated record